Closterium sp. Naga37s-1 is the source of this 4200-nucleotide messenger RNA. NCBI's taxonomy places the organism in Eukaryota, Viridiplantae, Streptophyta, Zygnematophyceae, Desmidiales, Closteriaceae. The record is from the annotation of a GenBank genome assembly.
AUGCGCAGGCGGCGCCGAAGCAGGCGCGGCGGCGGGAACGCGGCGACGAGACGUCGCGGCGGAGGGACGGGCAGGCGGCGACGAGGCGUCGCGGCGGCAGGAUACGCAGGCGGCGCCGUAGCAGGCGCGGCGGCGGGAACGCGGCGACGUGACGUCGCGGCGGAGGGACGGGCAGCGGGCAGGCGGCGACGAGGCGUCGCGGCGGCAGGAUGCGCAGGCGGCGCCGAAUCAGGCGCGGCGGCGAGAAGGGGAGGCGGCGACAGGGGGUCGCGGCGGGGGGGAGGAGGGGACAGCGGCGUUGCGCUCGCGGCGGUGGAAUCCGCAGGCGAGGAAGGCGUAAUCGCGGCGGGAGGGGGGGGGGAACGGCGGCGACGGCGUAGGCUUGCCACUGCCUCCAAGGACCACACUGCUGUCGUCUGGCAGGCCAUUCCUUCCCUCUCUCCUACGUCAGUCCAGACACGACUCGCUGCUGCUCACAGCCGGCAACGACCCCUCCUUCCCCUUUCCCUUUCCGUCCACACCCCAUCCCUUUUCCAACCCUCCACACCCCAUCCCGCCCCACCUUCUUCAGAUUCUAGACAGCUUCUCCCACCGCCACCUGCGCACCCUAUCAGGUCACUCGCUCCCGCUCUCCUAUGUAGUGUGGAGCCCAGACGACUCGCUGCCGGCAACGAUCAACCCCUUCCCUCUCUCGCCCCCACCCCCCGCUUCCCUUGUCAGAUCGAUGACAGCUUCUCCCACCGUCGCCUGCACACCCUAUCCGGCCAUUCCCUCCCGCUCUCCUACGUGGCGUGGAGCCCAGAUGACUCGCUGCUGCUCACAGCCGGCAACGACCCCUUUGUGUGCCUCUGGGAUGCCACCACUGGCCGCCUGCUCCGCUCCUUCUCCAAACACCACGACGCCAUUUCCGCCUGUGCGUGGUUUCCCUGCGGGCGGCGGUUCUUGUCAGCAUCUGCGGCGACGGAUCGCACAGUGUGUGUGUGGGACGUGGAGGGGGUCGAGCUGCCCUCGUGGGGAGGGGUGGGGCGGCACCUGUGGCAGCAGGAUGGGGGCGAUUUUCCUCGCAUCAACGACCUUGCUGUCAGCUCCGACUGCUCCCAUGUGGUGUCAGUGUGCAAUGAGAAGGAGAUUCGGGUGCACGAGCUUCCCUCGGGAAAAGAGCAUGUGGUGAAAGAGACCAAGUCAAUCACGUCGCUCAGCAUGUCUGUGGACGGCAGGUGGGUGUUGGUGAAUCUAUCAUCAGGCGACAUUCAUCUCUGGUGCAUUCAGGACAUCUGUGCUGUCAAGCCUCCUGACAAGCCAGCUUUUUCCUACAGUGGGCAGGUGCAAGGCCGCUUUGUGAUUCGCUCCUGCUUUGGAGGCCAUGAUCAGCGCUUCAUCAUAAGUGGCAGUGAAGAUGCUCAAGUGUACAUGUGGCAUCGCGACACUGGCGAGGUUAUGGAGGUGCUUCCGGGGCACUCCGGGACAGUAAACGCCGUCUCUUGGCCGACCACCCGGCCACACAUGUUUGCUACAGCCUCGGAUGAUGGCACUGUGCGCAUUUGGGGGCUACCCUCUCUUGUUGCUGGAGGUCUGGGAAUGGAAGUGGGAGGUUCGGAUGGUGGUAUGGGUAUGAAUGUUGAGACGGAUAGGGAGGAUGGUGGGGGGAGUGCGAUGGGGGGAACUGGUGCGGGAGAAGCUGGAGCGGGGGGAGACGGGAAGGGGGAAGCAGGCAUGGGUUCGCCUUUGCCUUUUCCGACCUUAAACGUAUGGGGAGCAGCAGCAGGACGAGGGGCAGGCACGGCAGGGGCAGGCAUGGCAGGAGGCGCAGGCAUGGGAGGAAGAGCAGGCGUGUCAGCUUCAGCGGUGUACCCUUCACCGAAGCUCAGUCGCCUCAACAGCGAGGAGCUCUUCCAGAGCUGGCUAUCCGCUGAUAUAGCCAACUCCCCGAUACAAGCCCUGCCGCCUCGUCCUUUCCCUCCAGUGAACCUCCCCCGUCCCACCUCUUGGCAGCAGUUGCAGCAACGGCUGCUGCCGGAACAGCAGCAGCAGGGACAGGGGCAGCAGCAACAGCAGGUGCAGCAGCAGCAGCAGGUGCAGCAGCAGCAGCAGCAGGUGCAGCAGCAGCAGCAGGUGCAGCAGCAGCAGCAAGUGCAGCAGCAGCAGCAGGUGCAGCAGCAAUACCAAGGGCAGGGCCAAGGGAGUGAUGGUCCAGUGAACGAUGCCAAUGAGUCGUUUCUCUUCGCCAUGCCGUCAGUGAGUGGGUCUGACGUGGCCCAGGGUAUAGGUUCAGGGUCGCAGCAGCAGCAGCAGCAGCAGCAGCAGCAGCAGCAGCAGCAGCAGCAGCAGCAGCAGCAGCAGCAGCAGCAGCAGCAGCAGCAGCAGCAGCAGCAGCAGCAGCAGCAGCAACAACAACAACAGCCGCAGCCAAAUCAGCAGCAACAGCAGCAGCAACCGACCCAGUUCACACCUCCCCAGCAACAGAUAUUGCUGCCCCCCCAACAGCAGAAAACGCCUCCUCAACAGCGCAGCUCUUUUUGCCCUCCCCUGGCUGCCCCCACCACACUCCCCCCACCCACCUCCUCUCUCCGCUCAUCCUGGCGUGCCUUUCUCCACGGACGAGCUGCUGCUGCUGCUGCUGCUGCUGCUGCUGCUGCUGCUGCUGCUGCUGCUGCUGCUGCCUUCAGUCAGGCUAGUCAACAGCCUAAACCCUCCCUCCCUUCACCCGUACCCCCCCCCAUCACAGGCGGCUGGCAGCUGGUUAAUGCCCAGGGCGUGCCUCUCUCAACGGACGAGCUGCUGCAGCGACUGGCGUCGCCCUCGGACCUGCAGGCCACCAUCGCCGCCCUGCAGGGGCCGCUGGGCCACGUCGACCUCGCUGCCCUCUCCUCCUCCGCUGCCGCCCUCGCUGCUGCCAUCCUGGGAAACCUCCAGAUACCUCUUCCUCCUGCUGCUGCUGCUGCCACGGGUGGUGCUGGUAAUCCCGCUGCUGCUGCUGCCACUGCUGGUGGUAAUGGCUUUGCUGCUCCCGUUGCUGCUCCUGGUGUUCCUGGUGCUCCUGGUGCUCCUGGUGCUCCUGGUGCUCCUGGUGCUCCUGGUGCUCCUGGUGUGAGUGCUGGACUGGGAUCAGCAGCAGGUAGGCUCGGGGGGACUCCCCCUAAGCCUCCCAUUCCGCCUUCCCCUGGAGGCAGGGGGACUGGCGCAGGGGGAGGGGGGAGAGGAGCGGGGGCAGGUGGGGUGAUGCUUAGUGGAGUGAGGACAAGGCAGAUGGCACGGGGAGGGCCUGUGCAUCAGCAAGCAGGGUUGAACCCUGGGCUCGCAAACGAGGCUCCAUGGGGAAGAAAGCAGCUCAAAGCCCCACCAGCAGCACCACCCCCCGCUCCACCCCUCUCUCCCCCUCCUCAGCCUCCCCCACCCCCACUCCCCCCCAUUCCGAUGCUCCCUUCCACCAUCCCCAUCUGCACCAACCGCUCACCACCCACUCCCACCGUGCACCUUCCCCAGGUGCACCUUCCCCAGGUGCACCUUCCCCCACUGCAGCAGGUGUACCUUCUCCAGAUAGCCCUCUCGCCUCCCCCAGUCUCCUCUCCCACAGCAGCACAGCAGCAGCUACAGCAGGCGCGGAGGGGUGGGUCUGGCCCUUUGGACCACUACCCCUGUGACGGGCCGUCCCUCGCUAGAACCGGCUCUCUCACUCCCUCUGGCGCUUUUGAGUCGACUCAAAAGCAGCAGGCGAGGAGGGGUGGGUCUGGCCCGUUGGACCACUAUCCCUGUGACGGCGGGCCGUCCCUCGCUAGAACCGGCUCCCUCACUCCCUCUGGCGCCCACACCCCCUCGGCCUGCCUCACUCCCACUGUGCCCCAGUCUCCGUUUGGCGACUCCUCGCGGCAACACAGAGUGGAGCGACAACGCAAAAUGGCGGAGGCCAAGGGGCGCACGGGGGGUGCUGCAGGUGCCGGGUUGGCAUCGCCAGAUGUGGCCAGCUUGAAGCGCAAGUGUGAGACUCUUGAAACGGAGAACCGGAGCCUCAAGACGUUCCAGAGCUUCAUGAACAGGAAGGACUCAGAGCAAACAACGCGGAUAGAGCAGCUGGAGCAGGAGAACGCCCAGCUGCGAGCAGAGAACGAGAGGCUCAGGGAGGAGCUUGCUGCUGCUCGACAGACAGGAAUGGCCAUACCAAGCAUGCCCACCAUGCACGCUGCUGGGAUGGCGCAGCCAUGA